AUUUCGCCGACAAUGCGCAUCCAACACCACAUCGAUGCGGGAUCAUCAAUGCGAGUGCUGUCUCAACCUCGUUGUAGUUGUCGUUCGUUCUCCAGCUUCACCGGACAUCUCCUGUUGCAGCGCUGCGGCGUUCUCGGGAGUCUCUUGCCAAUAAUGAUCAUAUCCGGCUAAGAACUUUCUCCUUUUCGGUGGCGGCGAGCCAGUGAAUCCAGGGACAAUGGCCAUCUUCAAUCUUGCCCCAUCGAUCCGACUUCAGAUGAUAUCUCGUCGGUUGAUUGCGAAGCACAAUCCUCUCCCGGCCUGGCGCACCGCACAGUUGAAUCGGCCUAGCAUAUUGCAUACGCUUGGCUAUUCCCAUCGGCGUGAAUAUGCUACUGUGCACAUUAGCGACAACGACAAGCCGUCCGAGGAUGCGCAGACUGGCGACAAGCCACCAACUAUAACUGUCGAAGACCUCCCAAGCCCGGACGAAAUUAUAAAUAUGGCUCGCGAAGCAAUCACUGCGCGCUCUCGUGCGACUGCGCAGGAGAAGCAGGCGGUGCUCCAAAAUAUCUCCACCCAGCUGGGGAAUUUGGCACAUAACAAGCAAAAACGCAGGGCCCUCAUCAAGGGGUUGCGGAGCGCUGCCAGCACGAGAAGGAGAGAUCCUAUACGUUCAAUCAAGAACGUCCUGACGACGCGCGGGGAAGAAGCAGCGCAGACUGCUCCUGCUAACCCGCUUACCACUCUGUCGGAGGCGGACGGCGUCACUCUUGAUUGUGUGCAGCGUUACAUGUCCUUGCCAACAGAAGCAGACUAUCCCAAAGCACCAGAGGCCUUUCGUCAGGCUUUGGAUGCGCGCGACGUCCGUUUCUUGAGCACCUUCAUCACAGACCUGGCAUCUCAAAAGACCCCGCCCGUCGCAGUGGAAACAUACGUGCAGGAGCUGCUGGCAGAAAACUUCUCCAAGGGCUGGGCCAUGGCUAUCCGCUUCGAUCCCAAUGCCACUCGUGAACAGCUUGCGAUGGGCCUUGGCGAUAACAAAUUGGAGGCACAGCGCGCUGCGUGGCUCGCUCUUCUCUCAAAACUACAUACCGCGGGCAUCCUCGCAGAAAUUGUACCACAGAGGGCUGUCGAGACACUGAUGCCACAGCCCGCGCAAUAUCCAGGCGCUCCGAAAAGGCUGUUUACUCCCGACUUGAUCCACGAUGAAAUGCAGAGGGUGUUCAAAGCGAGAAAAUUGAACGUACAAAUCAACGGCGAAUACACCUCAAGACGGCCUGGAGUACACGAUUUCACGCUUCGGCUCGACAUCCCUGGUAUUGCUGAUGCCACCACGACAGGAAGUGCACCACGCAAGACUGUCGCAAGGCGUGCUGCUUGGGUUGCCAUGCUCAAUCGCCUUCACAGGCACGGCGCACUGCAACAGCUCUUUCCAUCCCCAGCGCCGGCCGUCAAGGGUCAAUCUGAGGACAGCAGUGAUACACAGGUCUACAUUCGUGACGAAGAGCCGAACGACAUCGAGCUAGUCGAACUAGACCGGCAGGUGCUGAAACGCGAAAGAGAUGCGAAGUUGGACAUAUAUAACUAUGCUGCAAAGUUCGGUCUGAUACCGCACUUUACGACCAAGUCUGUACCACAUACCACUCGACGUAGUCGGAGGGCCAAAGGCAGCACCAAGCUUGUGGUGCAAACGACAAUCAGAUUACCCGAGCAUGGCAUAGAAGUUGUCACCAGAGGCAAGGACUCACGAACGGCCGAAACCGCUGCUGCAAUUGCAUUCAAGCGCAAGGUUGAGGAGAAGCAUCUCUCAACUGACAAUGUUGAAGCCACAGCCGUUGCGCUCGGGUAUGAGCUUCUCAACACUGAGACCGCGAGUGAGUUCGUGGAAUAUUUCAGGUCUCUCAGUCCCGGCAUGUCUCUCGAGGUGGAGACGGAUCACCUACACGGAGAUAAUUACACUCGCAUAUUAUUCGAUGGCUCAGCUAUAAGCGAGCCUGGUAUCAUGCAUACAAGGAAAGACUCACAAGCCCUGGCGUAUCUUUUGGCCGCAAUGGCGAUUGCCAAUGCGAGUCCUGAGACGCUUGGAAAAUGGGCAGAAACCAGGAACAGUGCUGCUGCCCAGUCUCAGCGCUCGGUGCGGCCCUUUGACGUACCGGUGGAAACAGACGUCCUGGAUCUGAUGAGAGACACCUUGAUCAGUGCUCGCAAAGCAGGCUUGCCCGAUCAGCGCGAAAGCCUCAGCGCAGAAGAGGUGUCCCGAGAACCUUCCCGGCAGCGUCGCUUCUUGGCAAGCACUUCCAGAGAUACGGCUAGUGCUACACUGCAAGAAAGUCUCAAUCGCUUCCGACAGGAUCCUCGACUGGAAACGUUACGCACCACCAAGGCUGGUCUGCCAAUGAGCACAUACACGGAUCAGGUUGUAGAGCUCGUAAACCGAGAUGUAUACAGCAUAGUCAUCGGUGCGACGGGCUCGGGAAAAACGACUCAAGUGCCACAGAUUCUUCUUGAACACGCUAUUGAAAGUGGCAAGGGAGGGCAUUGUGACGUUAUAUGUACGCAGCCGAGGCGCAUUGCAGCCUCUUCUGUCGCGCAACGCGUGGCUGCAGAGCGCGAUGAAGAGAUUGGAAAGUCUGUCGGAUACCAUGUUCGCGGCGAUGCUCGUCUUCCACAGCCUGGUGGCAGCAUCACUUACUGCACAACUGGCAUCCUGCUCGAGCAGCUUAAAUACAAUGCUGACGACAUCAUGGACAAUGUGUCUCAUCUCGUGAUCGAUGAGGUCCACGAGCGAGACAUAUUUGUUGACUUUCUUCUCAUCAUUCUGAAGAAAGCAGUGGCCACGCGGCAGCGAGCCGGAAAGAAGGUUCCACACAUUGUCUUGAUGUCAGCGACACUCGAUCAAAAGCUUUUCUCCGAGUACUUGCCCAACGUCAAUGAGGGCAAGCUUGUGCCCUGUCAAUCGCUUAGUGUCCCAGGUCGCACAUUUCCAGUGGCUGAGAGAUAUGUUGAGCAGAUAGUUGAGGGCAUCUCCGCCUCGCAUCAUGACGAAUUCAGUUCUCUACUGGCCCAGGAAAAGGGCGUAUCGAAAGAGUAUCUGGACGGUGAGAUGCGGUUCGCGCAGGACGCUGCUGUCGGCACAUCAGUGAUUGACUGGAAGCGCAAAAACACCGGCGAGAAUGAUCAAGACACUCAGACUGCCGCAGAACAGAAGCACGAAGCCCUUGUCCCCGUGCAUCUUCUCACCGCAGUCCUUGCACACAUCUGUGAACAGAGCACCGACGGUGCGAUUCUCGCAUUCUUGCCAGGUCUUCAGGAAAUCACUAAGGCUCAGGAUAUUCUGAUGCAACAGCCCAUUUUCGGGGUUCACUUUAGUGACCCAGCCAAAUUCACUAUUUUGCCUCUCCACUCGACUGUUCCCCAAGAUCAGCAGAGGCUCAUCUUUGAGCCGUCGCCGCCUGGCCGCCGAAAGAUCAUACUGGCAACAAAUAUCGCUGAGACGUCGGUAACCGUACCAGAUGUCAAGUUCGUGGUUGAUACCGGAAAGCUACGAGAGAAGCGAUACGACCAGGUCACGCGCAUCUCUGCGCUGGAGACAGUCUGGGAAAGUAAUUCGAACGCGCGUCAGCGAGCUGGCAGAGCUGGUCGAGUGUCUGAUGGCAACUAUUAUGCUUUGUACAGCAAGAAGCGACGAGAGACAAUGCCUGCUUCUGGACAGCCAGAACUACUCCGAAGUGAUCUUCAGGAAACCUGUCUGUCGAUCAAAGCCCAAGGCUUCCGCGACCCAGUCUCAGACUUCUUGGCGGAUGCAAUCGAGCCUCCUUCAAGAGAAGCUGUUCAAGUCGCAGUCGAGAACCUGAAGAGCAUCGAAGCUUUGACACAGGACGAAGAAAUAACGUCGCUUGGGCGCGUCCUUGCCCGACUACCAGUGCAUCCAACAUUGGGCAACAUGGUUCUGCUCGGCAUCAUCUUCCGCUGUCUAGACCCCAUCAUCAUCAGCAGCUGCCUUGGUAGCGAACGACCACUCUUCAUUGAUCCUCCGGCCUUGAGAGCAGAAGCCAGAAAGCAGCACGCGCAGUUUGCGCAAGGGAGCUCAGACCAUCUGGCCUUCAUCAACGCCUUCAAGACAAUGCGGACGCGCCUAAGGGAUAGAGGUAUGCAAAACGCAUGGUCCUAUGCUCAAGACAACUUCCUCCAUUUUGGCGCGUUCAGAAGUAUGGAGCAAACAACACAACAGAUUGUUGAAGCUCUCAGAGAUGCAGGGCUCGUCAAAAGCCUUAUCGAAGGCAGUGACUAUCAACUCGGCGGCGAGGCACUCAACAUCAACUCCAACAACACCGCUCUCGUCAAGAGCCUGAUCCUAGCCGGAACGUACCCCAACCUCGGCAUCCACCGCGCUAAAUCCAAGUCUCCUGUCCACAAGACUAUCAGCGAAGACAAAGUCAUAAUGCAUCCGAGUAGCACAAAUGUCCACAAACGAGACUCGCCUUCUGAAAACGACCAAAUCUUCGCGUACAAUUCUCUCUCACGCAGUCUUACAGGCGAUACUCUUUACAUGCGCGACACAACGCUCGUCACACCGCUCAUGGCAAUCCUGUUCGGCGGACGUCUCGAAACGAAGACAUACAAAACUCUCACCAUGGAUGAGUGGCUCCCCUUCUCAAUCAAAGCUCUCAACAACGAAUUCGCUGUCCGCUUACUCCUCGAAUUUCGAAAAGCGAAGGAUCGAAUGCUUUUCGGUGUAUACAAUGAUCUGAGCGAUUUGGAUAAGAGACAGAGGGGUCUUUUGGAAGAUCCUGCGAGGGAGAUUUUCGCUAAUGGGUUGGUGGAUGUUUUGAAGAGUGUCAAUGAGGAUGAGAAGAUUCUUCAAGGGAUGAAGAGGAAAGAGGGGGAUUUGUUUCGGAAAUUUGCGACUAGACCGAGGCAGGAAUUGACGAGUGCUGAGAAGAGUGUGGUUAGGAAGGGAAGAUUUGAGGGAGGGAGUGGGGAUGUGAGGAAUUUGUUGGAGAAUUGAAGCGAACUAUCUGGGAAAGCGCGCGCUGCCCCCGAUCGUGAAACGAGGUCCGGCAUAAACUUUGGCAUGAACUCUGGCAUCGACACGACACGACCAACAACACAAGAUCCCUCUCAGCCCACGUGGAAGAAGGACUGUACGAUACGUGCUACGACGCCGGCUCGAUGUUUACUACACACAUUUGCUUCGCCUGGGAUUUCUGGUUGCUGGAAUUGAGAUCACCUUUUUGCAUAGCGAUGGAGCCGGACGAAGGAUAAAAAGUCGCCGCUCUUGUUGGAUAAUAGAGAUACCCUGUACUUUUGCACGCGCAUGAGCAGCAUAAUAGAAUUCGAACAGAACUGUACAAUAGAAUAGACGGAGCAGAUAGAGG
This is a messenger RNA of Cercospora beticola, 5360 nucleotides long. Its product is annotated as ATP-dependent RNA helicase. Gene Ontology annotation, molecular function: RNA binding; ATP binding; helicase activity. The record is from RefSeq and is a predicted model, not a curated record. NCBI's taxonomy places the organism in Eukaryota, Fungi, Ascomycota, Dothideomycetes, Mycosphaerellales, Mycosphaerellaceae. Gene Ontology annotation, cellular component: intracellular anatomical structure.